Molecule: messenger RNA, 2061 nt
Organism: Zeugodacus cucurbitae (melon fly)
Lineage: Eukaryota; Metazoa; Arthropoda; Insecta; Diptera; Tephritidae
Product: RNA polymerase II elongation factor Ell-like
Exons: 1
Coding region: 1-2061 (686 amino acids)
Biological process (GO): snRNA transcription by RNA polymerase II; positive regulation of transcription elongation by RNA polymerase II; transcription elongation by RNA polymerase II
Cellular component (GO): transcription elongation factor complex
Molecular function (GO): cis-regulatory region sequence-specific DNA binding
Source: RefSeq, a predicted model, not a curated record
AUGACAUCGAACAUUUCUGUUAACCGUUAUUCCGGUAAUAAAUCAAGUAGUUAUAGUAACUUCCGGCAAACAACACAAGCCGAUUUUGCUAACAACAGCAAAAACAGGCCUUCUGCUAAUGAAAAAGGAAAUCUCUGGAAAAGUGAAAAUACAUCUGAUGUAUCUCGUCGUAAUAUUCGGGAACGACUCACCCACUUGUUGGCAUUAAAACCAUUCAGCAAGGAAGAUCUAUAUGCGCGACUGAAAAAGGAAGGAAUUCGAGAUAAUGAGCUCAAGUCCGUUGCUAGCAUACUCAUGGCUAUUGCCCUGCUCCGUUGCCGUAUGUACAGCCUUCGUGAUCACAUGUGGUACUAUGUGAAUGUAAAUUGGCCCUUCUAUACAGAGCAUGAGCGGGAUCAAGUCAAGCAGAAUAUGCCACAAGAUAAGACUCCACCACAUCAUCCGACUGAUCAAGUCAAUUCUCAAGAUAUAUCUCCAAAACAUCAUCCGAAUGAUCGAGGCUCAUGUGGGAGUCAGAUCCCAACUGAUAUUAUUGCUAGUCCCCCACAAGAGACGGACAAUUUGGAGUAUGAAUAUGCACCACGACCAAAGAAGCAACGAAUAAGUCAUAUGGUCACCAAAAAUGCUACAAUUACCCAUCCUAAGACGACGAAUCCCCUGCAUCAAGUGAAAGACAUUACGAGGAACAACAACGUCGUGCAUAAAUCCAAUAAUGAUGAAAGCCAGAAUCCAACUUAUACUUAUAUUGAUACUCCUCCACAAGAGACGGACUGUUCGGAGUAUGAAUAUGCACCACGACCAAAGAAGCAACGCAUUAGUCAUAUGGUUACAAAAACUGCUACAAUUAUCCAUCCUAAGAGGACGAAUUCCCUGCAUCAAGUGAAAGACAUUACGAGGAACAACAACGUCGUGCAUAAAUCCAAUAAUGAUGAAAACCAGAAUCCAACUUAUACUUAUAUUGAUACUCCUCCACAACAGACGGACUGUUCGGAGUAUGAAUAUGCACCACGACCAAAGAAGCACCGCAUUAGUCAUAUGGUUACAAAAACUGCUACAGUUACCCAUCCUAUGAUGAGAGAUUCUAUGCAUCAAGUGAGGGACAUUCCGAGGAACAUCAACAUUGUGCAAAAAUCCAUUAAUGAUGAAGAGUCACAACGACAACAAGGUCAGCACCAACGGGACUUUCAAAAGAAGAGUGAGGGUCUAAUAGAAUCAGCAAAAACUCCAGAAAGAAAGAAGCAGAGGAUGUUGGAACUAUUCGGAGAAACCCCUGUAAAUAAAAUCAGCAAUGAGUCUCGGGACUACAGUCACACUGCUGCAAAUGGCAACGCAAAAUUGACAUCUCGUGUAUCUGAGUAUAAAAAUUCAUCCAAGACCGAAAACAACAAAAUAUGCAUGGAAAACUCGCAUAAGAGGGACAUUCCGAGGAACAUCAACAUUGUGCAAAAAUCCAUUAAUGAUGAAGAGUCACAACGACAACAAGGUCAGCACCAACGGGACUUUCAAAAGAAGAGUGAGGGUCUAAUAGAAUCAGCAAAAACUCCAGAAAGAAAGAAGCAGAGGAUGUUGGAACUAUUCGGAGAAACCCCUGUAAAUAAAAUCAGCAAUGAGUCUCGGAACUACAGUCACACCGCUGCAAAUGGCAACGCAAAAUUGACAUCUCGUGUAUCUGAGUAUAAAAAUUCAUCCAAGACCGAAAACAACAAAAUAGGCAUGGAAAACUCGCAUAAGAAGCAUAUUACAGACUUACGAGAAAAAUUUCAAUCAAAAAUGGACUUGCCAAAGGAGAGAGAGAAGAGUCAAACAGUGACUGUAUCACCAGCAACAAGAAAGAGGAAGCGGAUGCUCGAGCUAUUCGGAGAAGAUCCUAUAACUCCAGCAAAAAGAACCACCAGUGAUCAUAAACCCUCGCACAACAAGAAUACACCUACACACUCUAACAUACAAACAGUACACCAUCGUGACUUGAAAAGCGAUAAUUUCACGAAGUCCGCAACUCCUGCAACACGAAAAAGGCAAAGAAUGAUCGAGAUAUUCGGAGAAGAUUCAGAUUUAGAAUGA